GUGUUGAGCGUGCACCUGGACGUCGGCGGCUGGCUGAGCCGAGCGGGCGAAGCUGGAGCGGCGGUGGCGGCGGCGGGGGGAGGCCGCGGCUGAGGCCGGGGCCGGGGCUGCGAGGCCCUUGGGGCGUCAGGCGGCGGCGGCCCGGGGCUUGAGUCCGGAGGCAGGAGCGGUCGCCAUGGCCGAGAGCAUCAUAAUUCGUGUCCAGUCCCCGGAUGGAGUGAAGCGGAUCACAGCAACAAAGAGAGAAACAGCUGCAACAUUUUUGAAAAAGGUUGCAAAGGAGUUUGGCUUCCAAAAUAAUGGCUUCUCAGUUUACAUCAAUAGAAAUAAGACUGGAGAGAUAACAGCAUCAUCCAACAAAUCCCUCAACUUGCUGAAAAUCAAGAAACGUUGGGAGGUAGCAGCAGAUAAAGUGAUCUACUUAGCACUGUGUAUUUCUUUACCUUGUGCUCUUUUCAGAUGCCGCCAUGGCCCUUUGGGGAAAUGUGUGCAUUGUGUUCCGCUAGAGCCAUUUGACGAAGACUACCUAAACCACCUUGAGCCUCCUGUGAAGCAUAUGUCCUUCCAUGCCUACAUCCGCAAGCUGACCGGCGGGGCUGACAAGGGAAAAUUUGUUGCCUUGGAGAACAUCAGUUGCAAGAUUAAAUCAGGGUGUGAGGGACACCUUCCAUGGCCCAACGGCAUCUGUACCAAGUGCCAGCCGAGUGCCAUCACACUGAAUAGACAGAAAUAUAGGCACGUGGACAAUAUCAUGUUUGAGAACCACACAGUAGCUGACCGCUUCCUUGACUUCUGGAGAAAGACAGGGAACCAGCACUUCGGGUACUUGUAUGGCCGGUACACAGAGCACAAGGACAUCCCUCUUGGCAUCAGGGCAGAAGUGGCUGCGAUUUAUGAACCCCCUCAGAUUGGCACACAGAAUAGCUUGGAGCUUCUCGAAGAUCCAAAAGCUGAAGUGGUCGAUGAAAUUGCUGCCAAACUUGGCCUGAGGAAGGUUGGCUGGAUAUUUACAGACCUUGUCUCAGAAGACACCCGAAAGGGUACGGUCCGGUACAGUCGGAAUAAGGACACCUACUUCCUGAGCUCAGAAGAGUGCAUCACUGCCGGGGACUUCCAGAACAAGCAUCCCAACAUUUGUCGGCUCUCUCCGGAUGGGCAUUUUGGAUCCAAGUUUGUUACUGCAGUGGCUACAGGUAUAAAUAGGGACCGUUACUGCUUUGUUAAUAUUUUCUGUUCCUGGGUGGCACCUAAGGCUCAAGGAUUGUUUCAGGACAUAGACAAGUUUGGCAACGAGAUCACCCAGCUGGCCCGGCCCCUGCCGGUGGAGUAUCUGAUCAUAGAUAUCACAACAACUUUCCCCAAGGAUCCAGUUCAUACUUUUUCUAUUUCGCAAAAUCCAUUUCCUAUUGAAAACCGGGAUGUGCUGGGUGAGACACAGGACUUCCAUAGUUUGGCCACCUAUUUGUCCCAGAAUACCUCAUCCAUGUUCUUGGAUACCAUCUCAGAUUUCCACCUCCUGCUGUUUCUGGUGACCAAUGAAGUCAUGCCCCUACAGGACAGCAUCAGCUUGCUUCUGGAGGCGGUGAGGACUAGAGAUGAAGAGCUUGCACAGACGUGGAAGAGGUCUGAGCAGUGGGCCACCAUCGAGCAGCUCUGCAGCACAGUUGGAGUGCAGCUCCCAGGCCUCCAGGAGUACGGAGCUGUUGGGGGCUCUGUGCACGUGGCCACUGCUGCCAUGUGGGCGUGUCAGCAUUGCACCUUCAUGAACCAGCCAGGCACAGGCCACUGCGAGAUGUGCAGCCUCCCCAGGACCUAGGGCUCUAGCCCUUGCUGGGUAGGACUGGGCCCAGCCCAGCCCUCUCUGAAGCCAGAAGUGUGGUGCAACGUGUUCCCUGUGACAGCCCCGCAGUGGGCAGCCCUGAAGGGCAGGGGCUGGCUGCACUGGGUCUCAGACCCAAUGAAGCUUCUCAGCACGUUUUUUCCUUGGAGAGGGAGCCACAGCUGGUGUUCUACAGGUCAAAUGAAUCUCCAAACUGGAAGUGCAGAGUGGUCUCCAGCCAAGACCUUCCCACAUGUCUGGCCCAGUUGACAAGCCCCUGCUGUGUUAGGAGGACCUGCAUAUCUAAAUCUACACCUGGAGGGGCAGGGGCUGUUGCCACCACCCAGCUUUCUCUCUCCUUCCUUUCCGAUGCUUUCUAACCUUGUCUCCCACCCUGCAUUGGUUGGUCGGGAGCGCUUGUUGCCUUUGUCCCCUGUUGCUCUGGGGCAGAGACCCUGCCUGUGAGGGCCACUUUUCCUCUCUGACAGCCAUUGCCUGGGGGAACACGAGUGGCAUUGCAACCUGUGGGCUUUGGGUUACUUGGCCACCCGCCCUUUUCCUCCUGUGUCCGACGUCCAGCUGGGAUCUAAAGCCUGCGUUGGUUACAAUAACAGUUAUCAGUAAUUCCUACCCGGAAGACUUUUAUUUAUUUAUUUUUUUAAGAUAAAAACUGCACAGAAGGGGAGUGAAAGAGACUAGUUUCUACUUCCUCCCCUCCUCUAGUAAAGCCCCUUGAGGGUGUGUGGAGGGUGGGCAUGUGGACAGGGGCACCACAGUCAGGUCUCCUAUGAAGUAAACCUCAGUGCCUGAGACUUUUCUACCAAGCCACACAGCUGUGACAUCUAUAGACCUUGCAGGCUGAACACGAUGGGGGCGGGGUGGCAUGGUGGUUCUCACCUAGUGGGCGCCCCUCCAGAUGGCUCUGGUGGGGAUAGCUGGGCCACCUGGGACCAGAUUUUCUGGUCCCCUCCCCUCUUGCUGUUCCUCUAUCCCAUUGCGCCACUUGGUCCCAGACUUCUGGCAUAGCCAUAUGGCCACCAGGACGGGCCUGGGUGAGGCUGUUAGGGGCUUGGCCUUUUGUGAGGGCCACUUGGAGCCUCUGUGCGGAUUGGACAGUUGACACUGUACUGACAGAGUGAGGUCCAGGCAGUCCACAGCAGGCUUGUGGUAGGAUCUUAUGUGUGUGCUCUGUGGCCUCCAAGUCUCCUCCGUAGGGGGCUGCAGCUUGCCCCCACCAGGGGAGCUGUGGGCAUCUCGAUGCCGCUUUGCCUUAAAGAUAGUCGUGUCAGAGCUGCCCCAUGCCUUUGGGCAAGGCUGGCUCAGCCACAGACUGUGGUUGGAGACUUCUGUGUCCACCUGGGGGGCAAGCCUGUGUGACCCUCCUUCAGCCUUGGCACUGUGGACAGAGAGUGAUUGCCUCUCAUGUAACUAGGGCCAUGGCCAACACCUCCAGGUCCACCUGGCUGGGUACACCAAGUGAAAGGCCCAAGCAGUUUGUCUGCUUUUGGUACCAAGGUCCAAUUGGGAUGGUCGGUUGCAGCAGAGCUCUCCUACGGGCAGGGCAGUGGGGAAGAUCUGAGCUGUUAGACCCCAGCUUGAUGGCCUACAGCUAUUGAGAAGGUGCUGGGGCUUCUGGGCCCAUGGUCAGCCUGGAAGCUGGGUGGCCUGUGCUCUCUGUGCCCUCUGCUUGCCUGUUUCCCAGCCAUUCAUGCCCACACUGCUUUCCCUUCACCCCCCGGCACAAGCUGGACAGCACAGACUUCUGGGGACCCUGCUGCAGCUUCUAAGCUGCUCUUCCACCUGCUCUGUCUCUGCCCCCCACGCUACUUUCCUUUCCGCCCACAGCAGUGUCCCCUUCCUGUGAAGUUCUGGCAUUCACAAAAUUUAUGUUUUGUCUUUUAGCUAAAGAAAAAGUGUUGUGAUUUCUCUGCUUCUGGUUUUGAGUUACUCUUUGUUCAGUAAUGCACUUUAUUUUAUUGUCCAAAGAGAGUCAGAGUUAAGUGUAAAGCUUGGGGGUGAGUCCUGCCCUGCCUGGGCCCUGGGAGGCUCUGCCUUCUCUUUUUCAGGGUGUAGGCCUCAGCCACACUUCCAGUUCUCUCUUCUGCCCUUGGUGUGGCUACACCCUUAGGCUACUAGGUACCAUGACCCAGUGAGGAGUUUGUGGGAGCAUACCUGCCCAGAUCAACACAUAGCAGCUGCCAUGUCCCCUGGCGCCCGCCCUGCCCCACCUCGGCUCACCUCUGAGCAGGUGCUCCUGGGACACAGCACCCGGCUCACCUCUGAGCAGGUGCUCCUGGGACACAGCACCCGGCUCACCUCUGAGCAGGUGCUCCUGGGACACAGGUGUGCCUGCUUUAGCUCCAUCUUGGGCUGGCUGGUGUGCCCCAGCCGGGUUUGGACCAGCUCUGCAGUGGAACCUAAUAAAGCGCCUGAAUCAACUGCCCUAC
This is a messenger RNA of Otolemur garnettii (small-eared galago), 4266 nucleotides long. It is a transcript of the gene NPLOC4, whose product is annotated as NPL4 homolog, ubiquitin recognition factor. Bases 176 to 1816 code for a protein of 546 amino acids. Gene Ontology annotation, cellular component: nucleus. The transcript has 15 exons. Gene Ontology annotation, molecular function: ubiquitin binding; ubiquitin protein ligase binding. Lineage: Eukaryota; Metazoa; Chordata; Mammalia; Primates; Galagidae. Gene Ontology annotation, biological process: ubiquitin-dependent protein catabolic process. The record is from RefSeq and is a predicted model, not a curated record.